GACUUAAAGGGAGCAGACUAGCAAUCCAGCAGAGCACUUUCACUUUGAGCGCAGUGAGGACACACAGAGUGGCCAGAGGGAGAGACCGCGCAGAGGAGACCAGGGACUCUCCCACUUUAUCCAUUAACCAGUUUCCAGGAAGAGGGGAGUGAUUCAUAUUAGGCUGCUCAGGGAGAUUCUAGGUCAGUAGUGAGAGGGAGAAAGGGAAAUAUAGUAUAAAAACCAACAAAAGCUUUCAUAGGAAAGGGCUGCAGCCACUCAGGCUUAAGUGGGAAAAUCCAAAGUGAGAGAGAACAGGAUGGCGUGAGAGGAUAAAUGAGACAUUUAUUGGAAAGUACCAAAAGGAGUCAAAAGGAAGGAAUGUAAUAGGAAUGUCAACAAGAAGACUGAAUAUCAAACGGUGAAGGAGAAGACGCAGCAGUCAAAGACCUCAGGAAACCACAGAGGAGGAAACUUUGCCUUUCACAGACUGACACAGAAACCCAUCUGCAGAGGGAUUACCGUCAAAAAGAGAAAUGGAGACGCGUCCAUUCUUAGAAAGAUAAAAGGAUGUCACUGCCAGUUUUGCUGUUGCUAUCACUCUUGACUGUCCGAUGUGGUGGAUGCGACUUUGACCUGGAAGGUGUGAAAAACAUUAAGACGACUAUCGACUCUAAUCCGACUGGAUUUCGGACGGUAUUUCCAAGAGAUUACAAUGUAGUGCACCGCUACACCAAAAACAUGCUCUGUAACAGCGAUCCGUGUUGUGUGUUCCCUGCUGCAGUAGUGCUCCUCGAGUCCUGGCAUGUGCUUCUCGGAAACAUCUGGGAUGAGCACCUAAAUCAUUCCUUAAUCCUCGAUCUGAAGCAGACACUGGAUAAAAUUAUAAGAAAGAACAUAAAUACAGCGAGGUUCCAGGAGGAAACAGACCUGACCCAAUUCUCCACAUUAUCGUCGUCUCCUGAAGAACUGCUCAGGUUAACGUCAGAACUUCUCGCUCGAUGGCUCGAUGUCGGCUGCUUGCCUUUGAUUAAGACCUGCAUCCUGCCCACUUUCCCCCCCGUUGUUGAGAGGAAGGACUACGGCCCCUCGAGGGCCAGACUCUUGACGACCCGAGCCAUCAGCAGUGAGGAGGAAGAGCAGCUGGACGAGAUGAUGGACAAUACACUGCCGCUGUAUAAUGGUGGUCCUCCGUCCCUUUCAUUCCACGCUUCUGUCUGGAGCCCCUUGCUAUUCAGACUUUACUGGUGGUUGUUGCCAUAGUUACCGAAAAGGAUCUUCUUCUUUUUUUUUUUUAGUGAUGCACACAAAAUGCAAGACAUUUCCUGGCACUGACUGUUUGUUUUCUUAUACUUGUGUCUUUGCGUUUUAAUGCAGCAAGCUUUCUUAAUAUGAAGUGACAUGCACCGGUUGCAUUUAAUGUCCAAAGUUAGUUCACAUAGUUGUGCAACAGCACUCUGUAACAAGUGAUACCACAGAUGUAAACGUAUAUAUCCAUCCCCUCUAGAGCUCCAGCUAGCUAUGCUCGUCAUGCUAACCAGAGAUAAAUGCUGAGCAAGCCAAUGCACAUAAGCCAUCGUCUUCUGAUGUGGAAUUCAUCACUGUUUACAAUGAAUGUUAUGUAAAUGUAAGAUAUUGCAGUCUAUGGGCGCCUACUUUUGUACAUAAUUGUAAAUUAAAGACAUUUAGAUAUAUAAAUACAUUGUUAGUUUUUGAUAUAAUAUCCCAAGUAAGCUAUAUUUAUUGUGGUCUUUGCAGUUUGUCAUUAGCAAUGGAAAGUAGCCAAAGUACAUUUAAUCAAAUACUGCGCAAUUCUGUAUGUCCCUUUUAUGCGACUUUACACUUCUACUCUGUUAUAUUUCACAGGGAAAUAUUGUAAAUUUUACACCGCUGACAGUCAGAGUUAAUGGUUUACAGACAUGAUGCAUUGUUAUAAAUGAAACCUAACAGUUUAUGAAGUCGUUAAAACAAGCUCCAUUAACUACAGCAGUAAACUGCAUCCACAAUAACACAAGUAUAACAAUCACAGAGAGCACUUUUCUGCAUUAUAUACUUUUAGUUUUAAUACUUUAAUAUAUUUUACAAAAAAUACUUUUACUUCAGUUCAAUUUUAAAUACAGAUUUCUUUACAUGUACCGACAUAUAUUUACAUUGUGGUGUUGAUAUUUUUGCUUCAGUAAAAGAUCUGUAUGAACAGGACUGUUUCCUCUUCUGCUUGAAGAGAUUUUGUUUAUGACUUUGCAUUCCUGCAACAUGACAGAGUUUGUGUUAAGAGUCUACAUUCAUGGGAGCUUAACCGUGCCGUCUCUUUAAAAGAUUCAUUCCCAGUGUUCAAAUGCUUGACAACUAUUUUGUAACUCUGAUAAAAAGAACUGGGAGACGAGUUGCAGGUGAGGGAAGAAUGUGCUACGGAUCCAACAGGCCUCCAGAGGUUUUCUGACUCUUGUCAGGAUUUACACGAGAAAUAAAAAGUCCACCAUUUGGUGCUCGCACUUGCCCUUGCUUGUACACACCCACGCAUGUAAUGUGCACUGUCGUCACAGGAUACUCAUUGUUUCAUAAUCCUUCAAAUACUGAGGUAUAUAACAUUGGCCACUGGGGAAAACCGACUUUUGGCUUGCACCCCAAGUUUUCGUUGACUUUUUUUCCACUGAAUUUGAGUCCGAAUUUGAAAAUGGGACAAACGUAAUACAGCACGAAUGCAGAUUACAAAGAGUGAGAUCACCAUAGUGCUAGAA
Anarrhichthys ocellatus (wolf-eel) is the source of this 2717-nucleotide messenger RNA. RefSeq lists its product as uncharacterized. Lineage: Eukaryota; Metazoa; Chordata; Actinopteri; Perciformes; Anarhichadidae. The coding region runs from base 550 to 1242 and encodes 230 amino acids. The record is from RefSeq and is a predicted model, not a curated record. The transcript is spliced from 5 exons.